AUUCAGUCUUGUCAAAGAAAGAUAAUUUGAACAACCGUCAAGUAAAUGUUCCCGCGUCUAUAGUGUCAUUGUAAUAAAUGUGAUUAUAAUUAUUAUUAUUAGGGAAUAUACAAAAUGAAAAUACAAAUAUCACCAGCAUUAUUACGGCAAUAUGCCAUCGUUUUAUCUGUGAAUCUCAAUGUAUUGGCAACCGGCGUCAGUCUGGCAUGGUCAUCACCCAUGCUGGUCAAACUACAAGAUCCAGAGAAAACGCCACUCUCACGACCUUUGACGGAUGCUGAGGCUUCAUGGGUCGUUUCAUUGGGGUUUAUUUUAGCUGCUGGGUCAAACUUUGUGGGAGGAUACUUAAUAGACUUUAUAGGAAGAAAAUAUUGUAUCCUAGCAGUGUCAAUACCAAAAUUGUUGACAGCAAUACUUCUAAUCUGCGCUACAGAACUAUGGAUGGUCAUUCUCGGAAGAAGUGUUAUGUUUAUGGCAGAUUGCUUUGUUCUUGUCGUUGUGCCAAUUUAUGCAGCAGAAAUAGCGAGUAAGGACCAACGAGGAGCUCUCGGUACUUUACUUCAAGUAUUUUCAUCUUUGGGAAUAGUGAUAUCUUUAGCAAUUGGUCCAAAUGUUUCAUACCACGUUUUGAGUUACAUUUUACUUGGACUAAUUAUAUUAGUGACUGUACCAGUCAUUUUUAUACCAGAAAGCCCAUAUUAUCUUCAUUCUGAUGGAAAAACCGGAGAUUCCUUAAAAAUUCUGACACUUCUCCGCGAAUCAGAUACACAAGCAAAACAAGAACUGGCAGACUACGAACUAACAAUCGAUAAAACCUUUGACAAAAUGGCUUGUUUCAAAGACAAAAUAUUCGUAAAAGCUUUACUAAUCACCCUUCUUUUGUUUGGAGGCACACAAUUUGUCGGCUUUAAUUCUGUGUCGGUUUACUUACAAACUAUAUUAAUUUCAACUAACACUAAUGUUAUGCCGGAAGUGGCUUCAGCUAUCAUAGGUGCUAUACAAGUAGUGUCAAGCCUAUUUGUAACUUUUAUUAUGUCUACGUUCGGGAGAAAGACUAUUUUAUUGGUGUCGUUAGCUGGAAUGUGUGCAGGAAUGUUCGCCUUGGGCAGUUUCUUUCAAACGAUUACUCCAGGUGACCAGAUCACUGGUUUUAUGAAUUAUUUGCCAAUUAUCUCUUUAAUAUUGGUUGUCGUCUGCUAUAGUGCUGGCAUUGGAGCAAUAGUAUGGCCGGCUACAACAGAAUUAUUUGAAGGCCAAGCAAGAGCUUUUGGGGUUUCAAUUGGCCUCACUUUCUGCCAAAUAGCUAUGUUCUUUAUAACAAAAUAUUUCUCUACAAUGACUAAUGCUCUCGGACCCGCGCCUACUUAUUGGUUUUACGGAACCAAUUGCGUCAUCAUUGCGGUGGUUAUUGCAAUAUUUCUUCCUGAAACUAAGGGGAAGACUUUUGCGGAAAUUCAAAAAGCUUUGGGUAAAAAAGAUGCAAAGGAAAACAUUACAAGCUAAGGAUUUUGCAUGAAAGUACGACAUCUUAGAUAUGAGGAGAUUACUUGACGCUACGAGAUAGUUUCCCGUGGUCGUUAUGUGUAUUUCUUAUUGUAAAUAUUCAAAUAUAAUAUAUUUAAUCACAUUUUUUAUAAGAAACUUGUUAAAAAUAUUUUGCAAACAAAUUUGAAUAAGCUAACUACUAAUAAUAGCUACCAUAGCACGUAAAACAAAUAAUACGGUUCACGACUCAACGACAGAUGAUUGUUUUAAUGACUGCAAUUAUGACAGAUUUCCUCUGUUGAGAUAGGCGUUACUCCCCGACUUUGUUUGUUUCAUUUAAAACGGCGCUGUCUCAUAUGAACAGCACGGUUAGUAGGUCUCUAUAUAUUUUCUGACAAAUUAGUUAGACUAACUUAAAGUCAAUCAAAUUAUUAGGACAAUAUAAUGUAGUUACAAUUAAAUUGUUAUUUUCGGAGUCGUCGUCGAUAGGUGAGAUGUGCUUGUGUCGAUCGUGCGACGUAAUGAGGCGAAAUGAGGCCGCGGCGGGAGGACACCGAUUACAAUUCAAAAAAUAAGUUGAUUGUUCAGCUGUAGAAGGAUACGCAAUUAUUUUUUAACUUUUUUUGGUUUUUUAACUGUUUUAGUGCAUAUCAUAUUGUUUUGGAAUAGUUUUUUUUAAGUAGAUUGAUUUUUGUUAAAACUUUUAUACAAAUACUUUAUUUAUAACGUAAUUGUGAUUUAUCCUUCUAUAAAGAUGAAUUUCAGAGGCUGAAUCAAGAUAGUUUUUUAUAGAACUGAAUAUUAACAAAACUGAAAAAAUAUAUAUAAAAAGGAAAGAUAUAUAAACGCACGGAGACAGGGUACCACUGUUGACACUUAGUUUUCAUUUAUAAAUAAGUAAAGACAAAUAUCAUAUUAAAACAAUGUUAUUGAAAUAAGAUUAUUUGUGAUAUGCUGGCUUCAUUAGAGUUAAGUGUAGCUGUACUUCAUCCCAGUCUUUUUGAGUCCAUGAUACCUUGAAAGAGCUUGCUUCUGUCUACUAAUUUCCACGUUAAUUACUUCUUCCAGUUUUUUACGAUGUUUGCGGUCAUUCAAUGCUUGUCUCUUAGUUGUGGCUUAGUUUAUCGCCUUCUUCCAGAACCAAGCCUUCUCUCAACGGGACUGUUCUCUUAAUAGGUGACUCGGUAAACCCUUGGGACUGUUGAACGACUCUCAUUUAGCGUUCAGACGCGAAGUUCUGAGCAAUCGUAAAAAUAAGUCGGGUUAAAGAGCUAGAAGCGCCACCAAGUAGGACUAAGUGUCUUACACUUGAGUGGAAUAAGCAAAAGCAAAUCAAGCUUUGUCACUUCCAGUAUUGGCACGUUUAUAUUAAAGAAUAUUGGUAGAUUGCUAAACUAAAUAAUUACUAGCUAAUGAAUAAACAUAAAAUAGAAGCCAUUGUUAUAAUUUGUAAUUGAGAAAAUAUCUAAAUUUAAACACGGACUAGUAGAAAAAGAAGGACUCCGUGCCGUGUUAUUAGCAAGUGAAGCACCUUUAUGCUAGUGUUUGUGCGGUUACGGGGUAUACCAGAUACACAAUUUUUUCCCACUUAAAUAACCAUAUAUCCACAAAUACUUUUAUAGUAUUGUUUUUAGACAUUAUUACAACGCUCGACGGCAUUCUUAAAAUAUUUUAUUGCGACGCAAACUGAUCUGUCACAGACGAUGGCAAAUAUCAUAAUGGCAGCCGUUCGGCUUGUAUUAGUGUAUGCGUGGGGCUAUAUAUUUACCGGCGGUGUUUGGAAUUUAAAUAAAAUUUAGGAAUAUUGUAUUAAGAUACUGGGAAUAGAAACUGUUGUGUAAUUAUAUAAAUAUAAACGGCAAUAAAAUGUUAUGAUUA
This is a messenger RNA of Leptidea sinapis, 3363 nucleotides long. RefSeq names its product facilitated trehalose transporter Tret1-like. The record is from RefSeq and is a predicted model, not a curated record. NCBI's taxonomy places the organism in Eukaryota, Metazoa, Arthropoda, Insecta, Lepidoptera, Pieridae. Bases 115 to 1503 code for a protein of 462 amino acids. Gene Ontology annotation, biological process: transmembrane transport. The transcript is spliced from 7 exons. Gene Ontology annotation, cellular component: membrane. Gene Ontology annotation, molecular function: transmembrane transporter activity.